AUGCCAGAGCACACUCCGGCACCAACACCGCAUAGAGCAAUAUAUGGUUAUGCCUUUUAUCUAUUAGUUAUAGCUCUUUUUGUAUUUUACUUUUUAUGGGCACUGCUGCCAACCAAAGAAUGGGGUUUAACCUAUUUGCCGGAUAAAUAUUUUGCUGUACUACUUCCAAUGUUGGUGCUGGUGGGGUUGUCUUUCUUUGCAUUUUUCAUUUAUCCUGCUAUUAGCAUGUCUCUUACUGCAGACAUAGAUGAAAUGGCCUCAGUUGCUGAUGUGUCGUUGAUAUUAAAAGGGAAACAAAAAAAAAUUGUCCGAUCUUGGAGUGAAUUACAGCAAGAAAUGGUACCAAAUAGAAAAGCAUCCAAAAAUAGUGGCAAUUUAAUUGAAAAUUGUUAUUACUGUUUAGGAAGUCAUAGUAUACCCAAGGUGGCAGAUCAGAUUGACACCUUACGAUUUAUGGAUUUAGCGGAAGUAAAUAAAAAAUUAUUUGAAUAAAAA
Molecule: messenger RNA, 495 nt
Organism: Calliphora vicina (urban bluebottle blowfly)
Lineage: Eukaryota; Metazoa; Arthropoda; Insecta; Diptera; Calliphoridae
Gene: PIG-P
Product: phosphatidylinositol glycan anchor biosynthesis class P
Exons: 1
Coding region: 1-492 (163 amino acids)
Biological process (GO): GPI anchor biosynthetic process
Cellular component (GO): endoplasmic reticulum
Source: RefSeq, a predicted model, not a curated record